AUGCCACUCUUUUCUAAUGUCCCAGCGCUUCGCCUGACCCUAGCCUACGCUCUGAACGAGCCGUCGUGCCUGCUUCCACACAAAACCAUUCCGACCCUGCUCCCACUCCCACUACCCAUUGGCCCUUGGCUUCCCUCUCUCAAUGUCGUCGGCAAGAAACCUACCAUUCGUGCGCUUGUCAUAGACAAAGACAACACCCUGUGUCCACCGGAGACGGUGAAACUGCACCAGGCAUAUCUACACAAGAUCGAAAAGAUCAAGGCGAGCGACGAGUUCAGCCACAGCCCGCACAGCAUCUUGAUCGUUUCCAACACUGCGGGAAGCUCCUCUGCGCCGGAACAUGAAGCUGAGGCCAAGCAGCUGGAGACGGAACUGGGCCUUCCUGUCCUGAGACAGCAUCCCGAGCGCAAGAAACCGUUCUGCGGGCCGGAUAUUCUACAAUACUUCAAGGACCAUGGCGUCACAGAGGAUCCCAAAGAGAUCGUAGUUGUGGGAGAUCGCCUGGCCACCGACGUCCUCCUGGCCCGCGAGAUGGGGAGCUGGAGUAUUUGGACCCGCGACGGAUGGCGUAAUCCGGAAAUUCCUGGGCGAGACUACAGGGGAUUCUUCAGUAGGAUGGAGAGCCGCUUCGAACGAGUUAUGCGAGGUGGGAUGGGAAGGGUAGCUCCACUACCAAAGACUGUAUCAUCAUGA
Molecule: messenger RNA, 693 nt
Organism: Fonsecaea nubica
Lineage: Eukaryota; Fungi; Ascomycota; Eurotiomycetes; Chaetothyriales; Herpotrichiellaceae
Exons: 1
Coding region: 1-693 (230 amino acids)
Molecular function (GO): phosphatidylglycerophosphatase activity
Source: RefSeq, a predicted model, not a curated record